Striga asiatica is the source of this 2712-nucleotide messenger RNA. The record is from the annotation of a GenBank genome assembly. NCBI's taxonomy places the organism in Eukaryota, Viridiplantae, Streptophyta, Magnoliopsida, Lamiales, Orobanchaceae.
CAGGUCAAACAAGCACGCAAUUAGAAAUGCCGAGCUUUUGCCUAUGAUUGUUGAUGUGUUGAGGAGCAGCAGUCGACCUGUAAGGUGCAAGGCGCUUGCGACCCUCCGGAUUGUGGUGGAGGAUGACUCUGAUAAUAAGGUUGUCAAAGGUUUGAUAAUUCACUGUGUAUUUUAGUUAUCUUUUAUUAGCUGCUUGGAUAAUUACAAAAUUAGAAACAACCCCUAUAUCAAUUAUGUUGUCAUAUAAAAGUGCACCCUCGAAAUGUGGAAGGAUAGGGUUUUCAUAAAACAGAUUAUGGAAUCCUUGAAAGAAAGGGUAAUGUGGAUUUAUAAGAUGUCAUGAGAAAAGUGAGGAGCUAUUCUUUCAAAGAAGUACUUCUAUAAUGUCCUCUUUUAGUUUAGGCAAAGUAGUUAUGAAACUGCAUUACUAACAUCUUAAAAGCUCCAUUAUUGCAUUUGUCCAAACACUUAGGAGGUGAUUGGUAAGGAGUUAAAACUGGUUAAAAUCAGUUUUGAUUGGAUUAGUAUUUUUUACUCACUUUAACUCAAAAUCUAACUCAUCCCCACUAUCCUCAAUAUUAUCAUUAUACUUAAAUAAUAUCAAUCAUCUCUCUCGUAUAUCACAUCAACUCAAAUUCACUAUUCAUACACUCACAUAUUUAUACUAUCUAUCACUUCAAUCAUCUCUCACCUACUUUUACAUCACAUAAACUUUAGUUAUAUUAUUUAAUUGCAAUCCCCCUCAUCUCACUCAAUCAACUUUAUUGAAAAUAACUAACUCUAACUCAGGAUGGUUAUGACUUUUUACCAAUCGCCCCCUUAAACAACUUCCUGUUUAUAAUGAGAUUUGACAUUUUAUUAGCUCUAAAAUAAGAACAUAUUACAAGAUGUAGGAUUAUAUAGGAGUAUAAGAGAUCCUUUGGAUAAGCUUUGGCAAAUAUCUUAGUCCAUGUUGUCAUUUGUUUUUGUGACUCACGAUUAUCUAUCUUUUUGAAGGAAAUAAUGGCUGAAGGAGAUACAGUCCGUACGAUAGUUAAAUUCUUAUCCCAUGAACAAUCCAAAGAGAGAGAAGAAGCAAUUUCUUUGUUAUUUGAGCUCUCUAAAUCAGAAAAACUAUGUGAAAAAAUUGGUUCGGUGAAUGGAGCCAUUCUAAUUUUAGUAGGAAUGGCUAGCAGCAAAUCGGAAAAUGUUUUAACUGUUGAAAAGGCCGACCAAACACUGGAAAAUCUUGCUGUGUGUGAGACCAACGUAAGACAAAUGGCUGAAUGCGGUAGAUUGCAGCCACUUUUGACAUUGCUACUUGAAGGAUCCCCAGAAACCAAACUGUCGAUGGCGUCGUUCCUCGGCGAACUCGCUCUCAACAACGACGUGAAAGUAUUCGUGGCCCGAACUGCCGGCUCAUCCCUCAUCAACCUCGUGAAGAGCAACAACCCCCAGUCUCGGGAGGCCGCCCUCAAGGCCCUCAACCAGAUCUCGUCCGACGAGUCGAGCGCCAAGAUCCUGAUCGAGGCCGGCAUCCUCCCCCAGCUCGUGCGCGACCUCUUCACGGUCGGAAACAAGCACCACUUCUCCACGCGCCUCAAGGAGGUCUCGGCCACAAUCCUCUCCAACAUCGUCAACUCCGGCCACAGCUUCGACUCCAUCCCAGUGGGCCCCGGCCGCCAGACCCUCUUCAUCGAGGCCCAGCAAUCGGACCUACAGCUCGCCUCCAUCAAGCUUCUCCAGAACCUCUCCACUCACAUGCCACAGGAGCUUGCCGACUCUCUGCCAUGCCAGCUCGGAGCCCUUGUCCGCGUCAUAGCCGAGGGCUCCGGGAUAACCGAGGAGCAGGCCGCGGCUGUCGGGCUCCUCGCGGGCCUGCCAGAACAAGACUUGGGCCUCACACAGCUAUUGCUUGCCGAGGGCACUUUUCAGCUUUUCAUUUCCAGGAUAGUGAGGAUCAGGCAAGGGGAGACGAGGGGGAGUCGAUUCUUGACUCCAUAUUUAGACGGGCUAGUGAAGGUUCUCUCGAGGGUCACAUUCGCGCUUUCUGAAGAAUCGGGCAAAGCCCGCGGGCUUUGCCAGGAACACAAUCUUGCGGCGCUCUUCAUAGAUCUUUUGCAGGCGAAUGGGCUGGAUAACGUGCAGAUGGUAUCGGCUGUGGCUCUGGAGAAUCUCUCUCACGAAUCGAAGAAUUUGACUAAGCUGCCCGAGUUACCGGCCCCGGGCUUCUGCGCAUCGAUUUUCCCGUGCCUGAGUAAGUCGAGCGUGAUGACUGGGCUUUGCAAGGUCCAUCGAGGUACGUGCUCUUUGAAGGAGACGUUUUGUUUGCUUGAAGGACAGGCGGUGAGUAAAUUAGUGGCGCUUUUGGAUCACACGAAUGAUGGCGUGGUUGAGGCUUCGCUUGCGGCUUUGUCGACGUUGUUGGAUGAUGGGGUUGAUAUAGAUGCGGGUAUUAUGGUGUUGCUUGAUGCGGAUGGGGUUAAGCCGAUGCUCGAUUUGUUGCUUGAGAAGAGGACGGAUAGUCUGAAGAGGAGGGCUGUGUGGGUGGCCGAGAGGCUGUUGAGGAAUGAGGAGAUAGCUAUUGAGGUGACUGAUAAUCCCAAUAUUAGCACGGCUCUUGUCGAUGCUUUCCAGCAUGGGGAUUACAGGACACGGCAGAUUGCCGAGCGUGCUUUGAAGCAUGUCGAUAAGAUUCCGAAUUUCUCUGGUGUAUUUCCGAACCAUGGCUAG